Parus major (Great Tit) is the source of this 770-nucleotide messenger RNA. RefSeq names its product DNA primase subunit 1 (gene PRIM1). NCBI's taxonomy places the organism in Eukaryota, Metazoa, Chordata, Aves, Passeriformes, Paridae. The transcript is spliced from 5 exons. The record is from RefSeq and is a predicted model, not a curated record. Gene Ontology annotation, biological process: DNA replication, synthesis of primer. The coding region runs from base 48 to 755 and encodes 235 amino acids. Gene Ontology annotation, cellular component: alpha DNA polymerase:primase complex.
GCCGCUUCCCGCCGCCUCCCGCCGCCUCCCGCCGCUCCGCUCCCGCCAUGGCGCGGUUCGAGCCGGCGGCGCUGCCCGAGCUGCUCCCGGUCUUCUACCGGCGGCUCUUCCCGCACGGCCCCUACGGCCGCUGGCUCAGCUACGGCGGCGUGGUGAAGAACUACUUCCAGCUGCGGGAAUUCUCCUUCACGCUGCGGGAUGAUGUGUACCUGCGGUUCCAGUCCUUCAGCAGCCCCCAGGAGCUGGAGCGGGAGCUGCAGAAGAUCAACCCCUACAAGAUCGACAUCGGGGCCGUCUAUUCCCACCGGCCCAACCAGCACAACACGGUGCACCUGGGAGCCUUCCAGCCGCAGGAGAAGGAGCUGGUCUUUGACAUCGACAUGACGGAUUACGAUGACGUCCGGACGUGCUGCAGCUCGGCCGAUAUCUGCUCCAAGUGCUGGACGCUGAUGACCAUCGCCGUCCGCAUCAUUGACCGCGCGCUCGUGGAGGACCUGGGCGUGCGGCACCGCCUGUGGGUGUACUCGGGCCGGAGGGGUGUGCACUGCUGGGUGUGCGACGACGCGGUGAGGAAAUGGUCCCCGGCACUGCGGGCGGCUGCUGUGGAGUACCUGAGCCUGGUGAAGGUGGGUGCAAGGGGGGCCAGGAACCCCCUGCCCACCCCUGACCCUGGGGAAAAGUGGGUUUAUGGAGCUUUGGGCACUCCUGAGCCUGGAGGAGGUGGGUUUAGGGGGACAAGCACUCCCUCACCCUGAUAAAAGUGGUUUUGU